AUGAUCACACAUACCUUAAUCAGCAUUAUCCUCCUAGGAUCUGUGACAGUGUUCUGUCAAAAUCCGAAACUCGAUGAACAGCAAACUAAGAAAAUUCGAACAGCUUUUCAGAAUACUCUGCGUCAUAUCAAGCCUCGAACCUCGCCAGACGCGCAGACCGAGGCUGCCAGAGCCGUCGCCCGGCGGCUAUUAGGCGAUGAACGAUCCCAAUUUUUCAUAUUGAGCGUGAACCCCGAUCUGGGCCCUGUUGGGAAAGACACUUUCUCGAUCGAGAAAAAUGAGAAGGGGCAAAUUGAGAUCGUCGGCACUUCCGGCGUGGCUGCGACUUGGGGUUUGCAUUACUACUUGAAAACCUUCUGCAACGCUCACAUCUCAUGGGAGGGGAAUCAAAUAGAUCUUCCUCGCGUUUUGCCAGAAGUUAAAGUAAAAGUAACGUCGAACGACAGGUUCAGGUAUUACAUGAACGUGUGUACUAUGGGGUACACCUUCGCCUGGUGGCAAUGGGAUCACUGGGAAAAGCACAUCGACUGGAUGGCCCUUAAUGGAAUCAAUUUGGCGCUAGCUUUUAACGGACAAGAGGCUAUCUGGCAGAGAGUGUACCUACAAUUGAAUUUCACUUUAGACGAGAUUAAUGAGCACUUCGGCGGGCCUGCGUUUUUGCCUUGGUCGAGAAUGGGGAAUAUGCGAGGAUUCGGUGGUCCCUUGACCGACAAUUGGCAUGAAAAAUCUGUCGAACUUCAACACCAAAUACUUGACCGGAUGAGAGAAUUAGGAAUGAUUCCCGUUUUACCUGCGUUCGCUGGUCACGUGCCCAGAGCGUUCCCGAGAUUAUUCCCACAGGCGAACGUGACCAAAGUCGGCGUUUGGAAUAACUUCUCUGAAAAAUAUUGCUGUCCCUAUCUUUUGGACCCUACUGAUCCAGUGUUCCAAAAAAUUGGAGAACAGUUCCUGGAGACGUACAUAGAGGAGUUUGGCACCGAUCAUAUUUACAAUUGCGACACUUUUAACGAGAAUGAACCUCAUACGAGUGAAUUGAAGUUCCUGAAAAACGUAGGACGCUCGAUUUUCGAGGCCAUGAACCGCGUCGACCCACAGGCCAUAUGGUUGAUGCAAGGAUGGUUGUUCUUCCAUGAUGAAGUUUUCUGGACCCAGCCAAGGGUCCAGUCGUUCCUCACCUCAGUCCCACUGGGGAGAAUGAUAGUGCUAGACCUUCAGUCUGAACAAUUCCCGCAGUACAACAAAUUUAAUUCAUACUACGGUCAACCGUUUAUAUGGUGCAUGCUGCAGAACUUCGGUGGCACGCUUGGAAUGUUCGGUUCCGCUCAAAUUAUUAAUCGCCAAGUUUUCGCGGCAAGAAACAUGAAGAACAGCACGAUGGUGGGUACUGGUCUGACUCCAGAGGGGAUAAAUCAGAAUUACGUCGUCUUCGAGCUGAUGAACGAGAUGGCUUACCGGAAGGAGCCCGUCGACUUGAACAAAUGGUUCGAGAACUACGCUCAGAGGAGGUACGGCGCUUGGAACGAGUACGCGGUAGCGACGUGGAAAAAUUUGGCCAGGACUGUGUACGGAUUCACAGGUAGCCAAAAAAUUCGAGGGAAAUACGUGGUCAGCAGUCGCCCUACUUUGAAUCAUUCGACAUGGGUUUGGUACGACCGCGACAUGUUCUACAAGGCUUGGUACGUAUUCCUGCAAGCAAGACACGGACGACAGAACAGUACUUUGUACAGGCACGACGUCGUAGACAUGACUAGGCAAGCUGUUCAACUCAAGAUAGACGAAUUGUACAUCGAUCUAAUUAAAUCGGUUGAUAAGGAGAACGCUACUUCGGUCACUGACGUCGCAGUAAAAAUAUUAAACCUGCUCGAGUCCUUGGAUAAACUUCUGGCGUCCAAUAAGGAUUUCCUUUUGGGAAGCUGGCUGGCGAUGGCCAAGGAUCUCGCGACGAACGAGGCGGAACGGAAACUUUAUGAGUAUAACGCGAGGAAUCAAAUCACGUUGUGGGGACCGCGGGGGGAAAUACGGGAUUAUGCGAAUAAGCAGUGGGCAGGAAUCGUUGCUGAUUAUUUUCUGCCCAGAUGGGGAAUCUUUUUAUCCCAGAUCACCGACGCUGUGAAUAAGGGAACGAGAGUGAACAUGACCAGGAUCAACGAGCUGAUGUUCGCGAGCGAGCAGCAGUUCACGAUGGACACAAAAAUUUAUCCUACGCAGGAAACAGGAGAUUCUAUAGAAAUAGCGGUGGAGAUUCUAUCUCGGUGGUACGAACCCUCGUCGACUUUGAUCGAUACCAUGAAAACUCUGGCUAAAGGAGUCAAGGGAAGAAUAUGACUGUUCAAAUAUUUGACAAGGAAUAAUUAAUAAAUCACAGGAACUGUAUUUAUUUUCUAAGUGGGAUUGAAAAAUGGAUGAUCAUUUAAUAACGCGAUCAGUCAUGAUCGACGGUACGGGAAUGAAGCACGGAAACUCUGUAAAGAUCGUUAUUAUUGAUAAAAGGACAUUCUACAACAA
Messenger RNA from Ceratina calcarata, 2505 nucleotides. It is a transcript of the gene Naglu, whose product is annotated as N-acetyl-alpha-glucosaminidase. The coding region runs from base 1 to 2325 and encodes 774 amino acids. The record is from RefSeq and is a predicted model, not a curated record. Lineage: Eukaryota; Metazoa; Arthropoda; Insecta; Hymenoptera; Apidae. The transcript is spliced from 14 exons.